Dentiscutata erythropus is the source of this 648-nucleotide messenger RNA. NCBI's taxonomy places the organism in Eukaryota, Fungi, Glomeromycota, Glomeromycetes, Diversisporales, Gigasporaceae. The record is from the annotation of a GenBank genome assembly.
AUGGAUGGCUUACUUGAAUAUAUGAAUAAAGAAUAUUUUGAAUAUAAUAAUUCUGAUGUUGAUUAUGUGAUUAUUGAUGAUAAUGAAAAACAAAACAAACUAGAUAUUGAUUGGUUAGUAUUGGACAAUGAUACACUAUCAGUAAUAGAGUUUAUGUGGACUUCAACUACAAAUAAUAAUCAUAUAAAUGAUUAUAAACUAAGUGAAACUAAUAUUAAUAAAGAUAGUAGUCAAUGUGUUGUUAUUGAUUAUAUAGAAGGAUUAAAAGAAAAAAGUAGAUUUACUGAUUUUAUAAAAAAUCAAUCACAAGGACUAAGAAAUGCUUUAGUUGAAGUUAUUUGGCGAUCAAGAUCUGAGGUGUGUUCACAAAGAAAAGUACUUGAAGCACCAAAUACUCUUAAUGAGUUUUAUGAAGUUGAUCAAACUACAAAAUCUCAUGAAGAAGCACUUCAAAAUGUAACUAAUUUAUUAGUAGAAGCAUUUAAUCUAUCUGAUUAUACUAAAUAUAAGCUUUUUAGUAAAAUAUUCCAGAAUACUGAUUUAGGAUUUAAAAAUCUAUUUGAAUGCUAUAAACAUAGUAUUAAACGCUUAGAAAAUAUCUUUAAGCAAGAUAUUGAGAAAUCUGAAAAACAUAAUACAACAGGUUGA